Molecule: messenger RNA, 1140 nt
Organism: Zasmidium cellare ATCC 36951
Lineage: Eukaryota; Fungi; Ascomycota; Dothideomycetes; Mycosphaerellales; Mycosphaerellaceae
Exons: 1
Coding region: 1-1140 (379 amino acids)
Biological process (GO): biosynthetic process
Source: RefSeq, a predicted model, not a curated record
AUGUCUCAUCUGUCCGCUCUGAGCUCGAAGUUUGAACACACCUUCACGGAUAUCUCAGCAUCGAUGGUGUCGCAAGCCUCAAAUGCGUUUCAAGCCUACGGGAACAUGACAUUCCAGACUCUUGACAUCAACUCCACCGCUCCUGCUGAGUUAUUCGGCCGGUUCGAUUUGAUCUUUGCCACCAACGCUGCCACGCCAGACCUGAGGAGAUCUUGUGAGAACAUUCAUCGGAUGCUAGAUCACGACGGUCUCAUGGUUCUCCUGGAGCUGACCUGCGGUGAUUUGUACCUCGACUCGGUUUUUGGUCACUUAGAGGGUUGGUGGUGCAUGAAAGACGGCCGAAGAUAUCCACUUCAAAGUGAGGAGGAAUGGGCCAAGACUCUCGGAGACUGCGGCUUCCAUGAUGUACGAUUUGCGGUCGAACCGGUUCUUGAUAAUGCCCGGCUCGUUUUUGGACAUGCCAGGGCAUCGGGCAUACCGAUUCAGCUUGAAGAAUCAAGGCUGGCUUCCUCUUCACUGGUUCAAGGAUGCCAUGUCGGUUACGACCACUCCCUCUUUCUGUUCCCUGGUGGCCAUGGAUCUGCCGCCACAUGGAGCUCGCUACCAAGCUUGGGGUAUGGCAUGACAGUGUUCGGCUUGAACAGCCCAUUCUGGAAAGACGACGUGCCUUAUACUGUCUCCUUUUACGAGCUUGCGAGACGAUGCAUCUCGGAGAUCAAACGAGUGAAGCCUCAUGGCCCAUAUAUCCUGGGUGGAUACUCUUUCGGAGGCGUGGUUGCUUACGAAGCUGCCCGCCAGAUGAUCGAAGCCAGUGAUCAAGUGGACCAUCUCAUUCUCAUAGACUCGGCUUGUCCACUCAUCUAUCCCCGCUUCUCACCGGCCUUGUUAGAGUUCUUUGACUCGGUGGACAUCAACCACGACACAGUGGACAAGCGUGGGGACCAGCGUCCUGCAGAGCCCGCGGCCAGCAAGAUGCAGCAUCCACACAUCCUCGGUAAUGGAAAUGCUCUCGCGGGUUACAAGCCCAUCCCGAUGCCUUCGAACAGGACGCCUCAGACAACGUUGUUUGCAGCACGCGAUGGCAUCGAUGGUCGUAGGACACGUCCACUUCCAACGUCCACAGGACAGACACAAAAGUGA